This is a messenger RNA of Cottoperca gobio, 1670 nucleotides long. RefSeq names its product eukaryotic translation elongation factor 1 alpha 1, like 3 (gene eef1a1l3). Gene Ontology annotation, molecular function: GTP binding; translation elongation factor activity; GTPase activity. Gene Ontology annotation, biological process: translational elongation. Bases 111 to 1484 code for a protein of 457 amino acids. The record is from RefSeq and is a predicted model, not a curated record. The transcript is spliced from 7 exons. NCBI's taxonomy places the organism in Eukaryota, Metazoa, Chordata, Actinopteri, Perciformes, Bovichtidae.
GCCCCAAAGUUGGCUGAUCAGAAACAUUGUACGAUAGCAUUUGGAAGCGUGAACGUGUCUAUUUCAUCGCAGAAGCGUAUCGUUAAUUGUUUGCAAAACCAACUUCAAGCAUGGUGAAAGAGAAGGCUCAUGUCAACGUGGUGAUUAUCGGCCAUGUUGACAGCGGCAAGUCAACCACCACCGGACACCUCGUCUACAAAUGUGGUGGAGUCGAUCAGAGGAAACUGGAGAAGUUUGAGAAAGCUGCAGCACAGAUGGGGAAGAGUUCCUUCAAAUUUGCCUGGGUGUUGGACAAGCUUAAAGCUGAGCGGGAGCGAGGAAUCACCAUCGAUAUAUCUCUGCUGAAAUUUAACACUCAAAAAUACACCAUGACUAUAAUUGAUGCUCCUGGCCACCGUGACUUCAUUAAAAACAUGAUAACGGGGACGUCGCAGGCUGAUGUUGCCCUCCUGGUGGUCUCUGCAGCUAAAGGAGAAUAUGAGGCCGGUGUAUCAAGAAGUGGUCAGACCAGAGAGCACGCCUUACUGGCUUACACUCUGGGUGUCAAGCAGAUCAUAGUCUGUGUGAACAAGAUGGAUCUGACUGAACCACCUUUCAGCCAGAAACGUUUUGACGAAGUAGGGCGAGGCGUGAGCAGCUUCCUCAAGAGGAUUGGUUACGACACCACCACUGUGCCUUUCGUGCCCAUUUCUGGUUGGACUGGGGAGAACAUGAUCACUGCAACUCAAAAGAUGCCCUGGUUCCAUGGCUGGAAAUCCAGACGAAGGGACGGACAUGCGAGUGGGAAAACUCUACUAGAAGUCCUGGACUCCAUUCAACCACCAGUGCGCACAAUCAACAAACCCCUACGAGUGCCUCUGCAGGAUGUCUACAAAAUUGGAGGAGUUGGGACUGUGCCGGUUGGUAAGAUAGAAACUGGCGUCCUCAAACCUGGCAUGACCCUGAUGUUCUCCCCUGCCAAGCUCACUGCUGAGGUGAAGUCCAUCGAGAUGCACCACCAGGGGAUGCAGACGGCUCUGCCAGGACACAAUGUUGGCUUCAACAUUAAGAACGUGGCUGUCAAGAACCUGCGGCGCGGAGACGUGGCUGGCAACGCUCAGCAGGAUCCUCCAUCAGAUGUCAGCAGCUUUGAAGCUCAGGUGAUCAUCCUGAACCAUCCUGGGAAGGUCAAAGCGGGCUACUCUCCUGUUCUGGACUGCCACACCGCCCAUGUGACCUGUCGCUUUGCUGAGCUGAAGGAGAAGCUUGACAGGCGCACCGGCAAAAAACUGGAGGACCAUCCGCAGCAACUAAUGUCUGGAGAUGCUGCUACAGUCAAAAUGAUCCCCGUCAAGCCCUUGUGUGUGGAGAGCUUCUUCUCAUACCCAUCCUUAGGUCGCUUUGCAGCCAGAGACCUGAAACAGACCGUCGCUGUAGGCGUCAUCAAGUCAGUGGUGAAGGACCAAGGAUCAAAACUUCCACAGAAAGCCCAAGUGUGUAAAUAGUUUGUUUACCAGUAUAUUCUGGUAUGGCUGCUUUAUUUUUUUUGGUAAUUUGUGUUGUGACACAAAAUAUUUAUGUUUAGUAGUUAUUCCUGUGUUAAUGUUAAAUCCAAAAGAAGCUGUUGCAUUGGCUGUAAAACUUUGGUUGAGUUGUUGAGACUACAAAAUAAAAGAAUUAUUUGAACAUUG